Messenger RNA from Diplodia corticola, 1878 nucleotides. RefSeq names its product arca-like protein. Gene Ontology annotation, cellular component: nucleus. The coding region runs from base 1 to 1878 and encodes 625 amino acids. Lineage: Eukaryota; Fungi; Ascomycota; Dothideomycetes; Botryosphaeriales; Botryosphaeriaceae. The record is from RefSeq and is a predicted model, not a curated record. Gene Ontology annotation, biological process: positive regulation of transcription by RNA polymerase II. The transcript is spliced from 7 exons. Gene Ontology annotation, molecular function: DNA-binding transcription factor activity; transcription cis-regulatory region binding.
AUGUCGCUGCGUGCAAACCUUCCCGAAGCGCUGAAAAGAGACAUUAAAGCCGACUUUGCCUACUCACAUCAUACCUGCGGUUUCAUUCUCUCAGACCUUUCCAAAAUUCCCAAGCUCAGACCACAUGUCUUCGGUUCCCCGAACUCGCACUGGCUGUCAGAGCUGUCGUGUAAGGCAUCUGAAAUGUCAGUGACGAACAGCGACCCUCAUGCACUCGGUGUGCAAAGAGUGGCAUUGAAUGUCGUUGCUAACGUCAAAGGUUCUGGAAUUGGGAAAUGUGACUACGACUUCUCCAAAACCCAGCCGUGGUGUAAAAUUACGCAUAGCCUCAACUAUGUCGACGAAACUCCCGAACUUCGAAACAUUUACGACCAUGAUCAAGACGCGGACGACAACAGAGUCGUCACUCCCCCUGGAUGGAGAGACCACGCCACCUUAGACUCCACCGACGACACAGCCGUCCGAUCCCUGUCGCAAUCCGUCGCAGUACGACCAUGUCCAGAAACCCGUCAGAGGGUCAGCGAGGCCGGAUCGUCUCCUAAGCGUUGCAGACUCGAGACGCCACACCGUGCGGAACCGUCGCACAAAUCUCCCGGUCAGGAGAGCAGUUUCUUCAACCGGACCGCCACCAGGCUGAGGUCUGAGUCUUCACAAGUCGCGCCAUCAGACAUUGCCAGUCUCCAUCUCAGCCCUCGCGAUGGCUUCGCACCGCUAGAGCCUGCAUCUUCGCUGGCGAGUAACUUUGCCACAGAGUUCCCCUCCAUCUCAAGCAAUGCCACGGCGUUGUCGCAUUUAUACUUGGACACGCCAAUAUGGCCUCUAGAAAAGAAGGAAGAGGCUGUUUUGCUGCGCUAUUUUGUCGACAACCUGGCUUCCUCUUUCGACCUUUGCGAUCCGGAUCGGCAUUUUCAACUCGUCGUGCCGCACAGAGCGGCGGUUUGUCCGCCUUUGAUGAACGCCAUACUGGCCGUGGCAGCGAGGCAUUGGAGCAGAGUCGGAGAGUACGAUCCAUACGUCGCCGAAAGGUACCACUCGGAAUGCUUAAAGCAUCUGAUUCCGAUGCUGGAUGAAACGGCGGCUUUGAUGGACGAGAACCUGCUCGCGGCCACAGUGAUGUUGCGUUUUUUGGAGGAGAUUGAUAUCCCGGUGUCUGGGGACGAGUCUCAAAGCCACCUUCUGGGGACGCAGGUGUUCCUAACGGCACAAGAACGGUCGACUGUAUACGGUGGAUUAAGGCAAGCUGCGUUCUGGGUAGGGCUCCGGCAAGAGAUAUACAUGGCGUUUGUCAACCAGCGAACAAUCAUCCCGGCUCUGGAGCACUGCAGCAUAGAUCGGACGUUUGACACAGCCAGCGACUGUGUGUGGGCGAAUCGGAUCGUGACGCACUGUGCGGACGUGCUGCGGUAUUGUUUCGGUGAUGGAGAGCAAACCGUGGCCAACUACAACAGACUGUUGGACUACUGUGACGGAUGGUUCAUGUUCAAGCCCCCGUCGUUUUCGCCCAUUUUUUACCGAGUGCCUGACGGGGUGAAGGUUAUCUUCCCAGAGAUCUGGCUUCUGAGCGACGCUGUGACAACGGGGUUGCAACAUUACCAUCUUGCAAAGAUCCUUCUCACGGCACAUAACCCCAGAGUCCCCCGGCUGGGCCCCGGGCAGAAGCUCGCACUCACGAGGAUAGAUGAACAAAUCAAGGAAGACGUCCGGGCGCUAUGCGGCAUGGCCAAUUCGAACUCGGGCUGUCCCCCAAACUACGUAACUGCGUCCAUGGCCAUCGCACUCGCCGGAGAGAGAUUCACAGACGCAGCAGAACAAAAGGCCCUUAUGGAAGUACUCGGCGUUUGCGAGAGGAUGCACGCGUGGCCGACGCGAGUUGCGUGA